Cynara cardunculus var. scolymus (artichoke) is the source of this 2559-nucleotide messenger RNA. RefSeq lists its product as uncharacterized. The record is from RefSeq and is a predicted model, not a curated record. The transcript is spliced from 10 exons. The coding region runs from base 40 to 2247 and encodes 735 amino acids. Lineage: Eukaryota; Viridiplantae; Streptophyta; Magnoliopsida; Asterales; Asteraceae. Gene Ontology annotation, biological process: regulation of photosynthesis, light reaction.
UCUCACACAGUUUCCACACUGAAACACACCGCACUCACAAUGAUCGUCUCCAAGCAGGCUCUAUAUUCCAGCCACCACCACCAUCUUUCAAUCUAUAUCGGCGGCGGUGGCGCUAGUUCCGUCAAGCUACAUCACUCUUCAUCAUGCAAAACCCGCCGGAAAGUCAGUCGGAGCAACAACGUUGGUUGUACAGCAGCAACUACCAUUACUACUCUUCCUAUAUAUUCCUUCAAAUUUUCGAAUGAAUAUUUAAAUUCCUCAGGUGGUCGUAAUUGUAGUAGAUGCGUCUGUAAGAAUGCUAUGAAUGGGACAAUUAAUGGGAUAAGUGCUGAGGAAGUGGUGUUGUAUGAAGAAGGAGGGAAAAAGAGAAAAGUUAAAUGUGAAGUGGAGGUUAUAUCGUGGAGGGAGCGUCGUGUUAAGUCUGAGGUUGAGGUGGAUGCUGAUGUUGAUUCGGUGUGGAAUGCUCUUACGGAUUAUGAAAGGCUUGCUGAUUUCAUCCCCAAUCUUAUUUUUAGCACAAGAAUUCCCUGUUCUCAACCAGGACGAAUAUGGUUGGAGCAGAGAGGCUUGCAGAGGGCACUAUAUUGGCACAUUGAAGCUCGUGUCGUUUUAGAUCUCCAAGAAUUUCCGAACUCAGCUAAUGGUCAUGAACUUCACUUCUCUAUGGUUGAUGGAGAUUUUAAGAAAUUCGAAGGCAAAUGGUGUGUCAAAUCUGGGAGAAGGUCUUCAUCGGCAAUUCUGUCUUAUGAAGUUAAUGUAAUACCAAACUUCAACCUUCCUGCAAUAUUUAUGGAGAGGAUUAUUAGAUCUGACCUCCCUGUGAAUCUUCAAGCUUUAGCACGUAGAUCUGAGAGAAGGUUUGAAGGAAACGAGAAUACAAGUACAGAAGCUCAUUCAGCUACACUGUCUGUAGCUUCUACCACCAUAGAUAUCGACGGUAGUAGAGAGAAGAAUAUGGAGAGACAACCAAACUCUAGUUUUAGUCCCUUGUCCAAAUCUACUGCCGAAGUAAACAACUGGGGAGUGUUUGGCAAAACUUGUGACCUUGAUAGUCCUUGCAAGGCGGAUGAAAUUCAUCUUCGAAGAUUUGAUGGCCUAUUGGAAAACGGAGGUGUUCACCGAUGUGUUGUUGCAAGCAUAACUGUGAAAGCUCCUGUUCGUGAAGUGUGGAAUGUUUUGACUUCCUAUGAGAACCUUCCUGAGAUAGUUCCAAAUCUAGCUAUUUGCAAGAUUUUAGCACGAGAAAACAACAAAGUUCGGAUUCUUCAGGAAGGAUGCAAAGGAUUACUGUACAUGGUACUUCACGCACGUGUUGUCCUGGAUCUGUGUGAACAUCUUGAGCAAGAGAUAACCUUUGAGCAGGUUGAAGGUGAUUUUGAUUCUUUCAAAGGGAGAUGGCUACUGGAACAACUUGGCAAUCACCAUACCUUAUUGAAAUACAGCGUGGAGUCAAAGAUGCAUCAGGGCUCCUUGCUUUCUGAGGCCAUCAUGGAAGAGGUCAUCUAUGAAGAUCUCCCAUCGAACUUGUGUGCAAUUCGUGAUUAUAUCGAGAAAAAGGAAGCAGAAAGUUCUGUCGAAGAAUGUAAUGAUGUAUUAGACAUGGGAGACGAAGAUAUUAGAUCGAACGUUAGAUAUACUAGUGAUCUUGUCACGAUCGAAUAUCCAUCAAAAUACUCAUCAAAAGGCAAUGCUAAAAUUCCUUCUAGACAAAGACACCGGGUUAUUGGCUUGCACAAGGAUAUAGAAGUACUCAAAUCUGAGCUCCUGAAAUUCAUUUCAGAACAUGGACAAGAAGGGUUUAUGCCAAUGAGAAGCCAACUCAGGAAGCAUGGAAGGUUUGAUAUGGAAAAGGCGAUCUCACGGAGAGGAGGAUUCAGAAAGUUUGCUUCAUUGAUGAAUCUUUCCCUUGCUUACAAGGAUCCCAAACCAAAAGGGUACUGGGAUCAGCUUGAGAAUUUGAAAGAAGAGAUUAGUCGUUUCCAGAAGAGUUGGGGGAUGGAUCCAGCCUUUAUGCCCAGUAGAAAAUCAUUUGAGCGUGGAGGUCGCUAUGACAUAGCUCGUGCAUUGGAGAAAUGGGGUGGCCUACAUGAAGUCUCGCGUCUUCUCUCGCUCAAGGUGAGGCAUCCUAACAGAAUGAGAAACAACGUGAACGAUGCUGACAAGGCACCAUCGAAGCACGAUGUUUCGCAGGACAGGGAGAAGUGGCUUGUGAAACUGAAAGAUUUGGAUAUAAAUUGGGUAGAAUAACAAAGGUCUGUAAAAUCAUUUUCUUUCUGGGUUCUUAGUUCGGUUCUUCAAUAACCGUGUCUUACUUUAAAAAAAAGGCAUACACCGCCCUUUCAAAUGUCUCCACUGUACUGGUCCCACAACCAUCAUGGGAAAUUACAGUGUCCUAAAGACAAAUGGAUGGUGCCCAAAUUCGAGCCUGAAACCUCACUUAUAAAUAGGUAAGUAGCAUCAUGUAAAUAGUACCAAGAACUUUAUGUAGGGUUUAGUGGUUCACAACUUGGAUGGUGGAGAAAAGCAAGAGCUGAUACAUUAUAGAUACAUGUACUUAGC